This is a messenger RNA of Molossus molossus (Pallas's mastiff bat), 2252 nucleotides long. RefSeq names its product epithelial splicing regulatory protein 2 (gene ESRP2). Bases 24 to 2252 code for a protein of 742 amino acids. Gene Ontology annotation, cellular component: ribonucleoprotein complex. The record is from RefSeq and is a predicted model, not a curated record. The transcript is spliced from 14 exons. Lineage: Eukaryota; Metazoa; Chordata; Mammalia; Chiroptera; Molossidae. Gene Ontology annotation, molecular function: RNA binding.
CAGCGCCCCCUUCCUCUGUGGCCAUGACUCCGGCGCCACCCCAGCCACCGCCCCCGGGCCCGAACCCUGCCGCAGACUCUGCCACGGACCCCCGCCCAGAGCCUGGAGCCCUGGUCGUACUGUUCGGGGCCACGGCCGGUGCACUGGGGCCGGAUCUGGGCUCCGAUGAGACCGACUUAAUCCUGCUAGUGUGGCAAGUGGUGGAGCCGAGGAGCCGCCAGGUGGGGACGCUGCACAAGUCACUGAUUCGCGCCGAGGCGGCCGCACUGAGUCCGCAGUGCCGCGAGGCGAGUGGCCUGAGCGCCGACAGCCUGGCGCGGGCCGAACCGCUGGACAAGGUGCUGCAGCAGUUCUCACAGCUGGUGAUCGGGGAUGUGGCUCUGCUGGGCGGGGGCCCCUACAUGCUCUGCACUGAUGGGCAACAGCUACUGCGACAGGUCCUGCAUCCUGAGGCCUCCAGGAAGAACCUGGUACUCCCCGACACCUUCUUCUCCUUCUACGACCUCCGCAGAGAGUUCCAUGUGCAGCACCCAAGCGCCCGCCUUGCCAGGGACCUCACCGUGGCCACCAUGGCACAGGAGUUGGGGCUGGAGACAGAUGCCACAGAGGAUGACUUUGGGGUCUGGGAAGUGAAGACAAUGGUAGCUGUCAUUCUCCACCUGCUUGAAGGGCCCAGUGGUCAAUUAUUUUCGAAGCCUGAGGUGGUAAAGCAGAAAUAUGAGACCGGACCUUGUAGCAAGGCCGAUGUGGUGGACAGUGAGACUGUGGUUCGGGCCCGUGGGCUGCCCUGGCAGUCAUCAGACCAGGACGUGGCUCGCUUCUUCAAAGGGCUCAACAUUGCCCGGUGGGUGCAGCAGGAUGGGUGGGCCCAGGAGGGCAGGCCUAUGCAGGAGGUACUAACACAGCACUGGCUCUACAGGGGUGGUGUAGCACUCUGCCUCAAUGCCCAGGGCCGCAGAAAUGGUGAGGCCCUUAUCCGCUUUGUGGACAGCGAGCACCGGGACCUAGCAUUGCAGAGACACAAGCACCAUAUGGGUAUCCGCUAUAUUGAGGUAUAUAAAGCAACAGGAGAGGAGUUUGUAAAGAUUGCAGGGGGUACAUCACUAGAGGUGGCUCGUUUCCUGUCACGGGAAGACCAAGUGAUCCUACGAUUGCGGGGACUGCCCUUCUCGGCUGGGCCAGCAGACGUGCUAGACUUCCUGGGGCCAGAGUGCCCAGUGACUGGGGGUGCUGAUGGGCUGCUCUUUGUGCGCCACCCUGACGGCCGGCCCACUGGUGAUGCCUUUGCACUCUUUGCCUGUGAGGGGGUGGCACAGGCUGCACUGCGCAGGCACAAGGGCAUGCUGGGUAAGCGAUACAUUGAACUCUUCCGGAGCACUGCAGCUGAGGUGCAGCAGGUCCUUAACCGUUAUGCAUCCAGCCCACUCCUUCCCACACUAACUGCUCCACUGCUGCCCAUCCCCUUCCCACUGGUAGCUGGGACUGGGAGAGACUGUGUGCGUCUUCGAGGCCUGCCCUACACAGCCACCAUUGAAGACAUCCUGAGCUUUCUGGGGGAGGCAGCAGCUGACAUCCGGCCCCAUGGUGUACACAUGGUGCUUAACCAGCAGGGCCGGCCCUCCGGUGAUGCCUUCAUCCAGAUGACGUCAGCAGAGCGGGCCUUAGCUGCUGCUCAGCGGUGCCAUAAAAAAGUGAUGAAGGAACGCUACGUCGAAGUGGUUCCCUGCUCCACAGACGAAAUGAGCCGUGUGCUGAUGGGGGGCACUUUGGGCCGCAGUGGCAUGUCUCCUCCACCCUGCAAACUGCCCUGCCUCUCGCCACCAGCCUACGCCACCUUCCAAGCCACCCCAACACUCAUUCCCAAUGAGACGGCAGCUCUCUAUCCCUCUUCUGCUCUGCUCCCAGCUGCCAGGGUGCCUGCUGCCCCCACUCCCAUUGCCUACUACCCAGGGCCAGCCACUCAACUCUACAUGAACUACACAGCUUACUACCCCAGCCCCCCUGUUUCCCCCACCACUGUGGGCUACCUCACCACGUCCCCUGCUGCCCUGGCCUCUGCUCCUACCUCAAUGUUAUCCCAGCCAGGAGCCCUGGUCCGUAUGCAGGGUGUCCCAUACAUAGCUGGUAUGAAGGAUCUGCUCAGCAUUUUUCAGGCCUACCAGCUAGCCCCUGAUGACUACACCAGCCUGAUGCCUGUUGGUGACCCACCUCGCACUGUGCUACAGGCCCCCAAAGACUGGGUGUGUUUGUAG